AUGCGAUGUUUCAACGGCACUGGCAAUGCAUGGACCGUUCAGGUUACAGAGAACGCCUUCGAGACCAUACCUGACGACCAGUCUCAUUCGACGCUCGUGUCUCAAGCAAAUGUCUCUACCGCUGCCUACGUGCAGCUGUGGCUGUUCUCGAUACGUUUCAUAGAAAGCUUGACCGAUGUCAGCCUCCCGGGCUCUAAACGCACUGACGAUGCCUAUGUGUAUAGAGCGACCCCGUCAGAGUCAGCUCAUCAACUUGCCAUCUUGGCAAAGCAAUUGGGUUUUGAUUCGCCUCAGAUUCGCUCGCUUUGUGUGAGCUCAACCAUAAAACCUAAUGCUCGAGCAUACUUAACUGGCCGUCGUCCUCAGGAGUUAUAUAUCUACCCUCCGCGCUGGGAGGAAGAAGCUCCGGAAAAAGUUGUCGAUCUCCUAAAGCUCCCUAAAAGGGAUGGAUAUGAGAUUGUCGUUCCGCCUUUCUCUAUCGACAGUGAGAAUCUCAUGGCAAACAAGCGGUGCGGACUACCACAGAGGGAAGCACACUGCAACGACCGCCGGUUUUUAUUUGCUCUCCAGGUCUAUAGUGCGGAACAGCUUGCAAAAAAGUACCCAACAUCAUUCGCUGUGCUGCGAGACAUCAUGUUCAGCUUCUUUGGUCGAGGAAUAUUACCUUCUCAAUCACAUCCUAUAUGGCGGAGGGUAGGAAAUAACCCGCAAACUCCUCGUCAAAAUGAAAGUGACAUUGUCUCGUCACCUGUUGCAUGCGAUCCUCAACCUUCGGGAACACCAGAUAGAAAUGGAUAUUCGGCACGCGAUUCUGGCACAGGAAACGAUAUGGCGUUGGAUAUUCCUAAUCCGACUCAGGUGUCCGUGAAGCAAGCACCGAUGGCAGAGGGUUUUGAAGAUGAGACCUCCAUCGCGCCGCUGAAUCAACUCACACAUAUCUCUCACAGCCGAGGAGCCGAAGAAAUUCUGGACGCCUGGAACGCAUCCCGUAACACAGAGUUGUCAGUAUUCUACUUCUUCAAGAAUCAUCAGUAUUGCAAAUUUCUGCUUAAGGACCCAGAGCUCCAUAAGCAUCUGGGAAAUUUCAUUGGUCAAUUCGAGAACAAUCACUAUUUUGCUACCUUUCGUGGUCGAAUCAACUCCAGGGAUAUUAUAGAGCGUAUCAACGGUCUGCCCCUGGUUCUUGUAUUUACAGAGACGGAGCAUACUCAGUCACCUAUGGCCGAUCUUUGGGAGUACGUCCGUUCUUUUGACACUAGAACUGGGAAGCGCAAGCAGGGAACUGUGGACUCUCAGUCAGCUAUGAAUACCAAAAGGCGCAUUUAUGAUAACAGAGCUAGCGAUGAAGAAUCCGAGCUUUGA
Molecule: messenger RNA, 1362 nt
Organism: Aspergillus udagawae
Lineage: Eukaryota; Fungi; Ascomycota; Eurotiomycetes; Eurotiales; Aspergillaceae
Exons: 1
Coding region: 1-1362 (453 amino acids)
Source: RefSeq, a predicted model, not a curated record